CGCACACACAAUCUCGCUGACUAGAUAACUACACAACUGCACUUUUUCCAGUCACAUUUUGAAAGCGAUGUUUGUGAAUGACCUCAAUUCUCAAAUUUUUAGAUGACAUUAAUAGGGUUUUUUUUGUCGUGCAGUUUUUCUCCCGCGUGCUUAGGGAAAUACUUUCUAGGUCUUAUUCUAGUCAAAGAGAACCCAGUGUCCUGCACAUCUUAGUGUUUUCUGUUAAUUAGCUGGUUAAUUGGAUCAGGUGUGCUGGGAUCAGGGAAAACAUUCAAAUGCGGUCUUUCACGCAAAGGGGUGUUUUAGCGUUGAGAUUAUUUUGUUGAGUUUGGUAUCUUUGGGAAUACUUUCAUCUGAGGUGAAGUGAUAGGAGCUGGUGUGAUAAGUAGGAGUGCGCUUGGACCUGACCCUCAGUCCAGCAUCUUCUCGGAGUCUGAGUCAGUUCAUCAUGUUUUUGCGGAUCUUUCUUGUCUUUCUCUUCGUGGCUGCUUUCACAAGAGCGGCUACUGUUCCAAGUGAGGCACGGUCAAUGGAGGCUGUUUGUGAAAGAUACACCCUCCCCAUGUGCACGCGCGAGUAUGACCCUGUGUGCGGCUCCGAUGAGGAGACCUACCCAAACGAGUGCAUGCUCUGCUUUGUAAAUGUGCAACAUCAUCUCAACACUUACAUAGUCAAAAAAGGGGAAUGUUGAAACACCAACAGUGUUCAAAUGUGUUUUGAGCUGGAAUUAUAGUGCAUGUCUCUUUUGAUUAAUCUGUGAAGACAGUUUUUAAUUUUUCCAUAUUUGUCCUUUACCCCUGUUUUGGCUUUUAACUUUCAAUUAUAUAUGGAAGACGUGAAGAUUUCUGCCAGAUCCAGUGCAUAGAAUUGUAUUGUCUGUAAUCUUAUGGAGCUGUCGAAGUCCAUGCUCAUUAAGGGCCUUUUAUUUACAAUUGUAGGUCACCACAAUAAACUUUUAACAUUUUUUUUUUUUUUUUUUUUUGUACAUUUUCUGAGUAUAAACAUCACAAGUGAAAGGCUUAUUUAUUACUAAUGUGGCAGGUAUUGGUGUAUCUAGGUCUCUCCGUCCAAGCACCCACUGUAAAUCCCAUGCAUUAUGCAUGUCGUUAUUUUAGUAACUGUUUAGUACUCUGUCCUCUAGAUCAUUUGUGUCCACCUUUUAGUUCACAGCCUAGUUUCAUUCAUAAGGUCACACAGUUUACGCCACCCAUGCUUCGGAACAUUUGAUAGGCUCAGAUUUGACAUUGCAGAGGAAUGUUAAGUCACGUUGUGUAAUUUGUUGCCCAUCACACAGGACAAGCAGCCUUGUAGCAUAUAAAAGAAACAUUAUAAGAACUGGACUAAAUUACACAGCUGUUCUUUUCAACCCGGACAAAAUCAACAUUUUAAUAUGGAAAAUACAAGAAUAAGGUGUAUAAGGAAUAAAAUGCAUAUUGCUUGAAUGCCGGCAGA
Hemibagrus wyckioides is the source of this 1452-nucleotide messenger RNA. RefSeq names its product trypsin inhibitor ClTI-1-like. The record is from RefSeq and is a predicted model, not a curated record. The transcript is spliced from 4 exons. The coding region runs from base 449 to 691 and encodes 80 amino acids. NCBI's taxonomy places the organism in Eukaryota, Metazoa, Chordata, Actinopteri, Siluriformes, Bagridae. Gene Ontology annotation, molecular function: serine-type endopeptidase inhibitor activity; protein binding.